AUGAGUAACGACGCGUCGACGCCCGAUGGGAGAUCGCCCGCGCAUCGCGCGCAAGGUGGGUUCGCGAACUCUUUCGCGUCGCCGCGCGCUCAAUCCGACGGAAGAUGGCUCGAGAGCGAGAACGGACGAUCUAUGGAUGGUGGGGCGUCGUUGAGGAGCGCGAAUGGUGGGCGAAACGCCGAUGGGACGCCGCGAGCGCAAAAGUUUUCCUCUUUGCUCUUCGCGUCGCCCAACCGGGACGCGCAGCAGGGCGCCGGGUUGUAUCGAACGGAGAGCCUGACCGGGGGUGGGAACUCCACGCCGAGAACGAGCGGAGGGACGAAUCGGUACUUUGGCGGCGGGGCGGGGGCGAGCGUGAAUCGGGGGAAGUUGGAGGAGCGCGCGACGCCGACGCCGGCGCCGGUGAUCGGCGGCGCGAGCGCGCGAGGGACGCCGCUUUUCACGCGAACGGAGACGGGUGGUGGGGACGAUCACACCCCUGGAUUCUUGCGAAGAGCUAUCGAGAAGACGCAGGCAGAGAACGCUCGAGGGAGCGACGCGCGCGCUGGGGAGGAGGCGGUGAGCGCGUGGUUGGGUUCAAACGCGACAAAGUCGAGCGCUCCAUCGACGACCAACGCCGCAUUCACAGCGAGCGCGGCGCUGAAUGACGCAGAGGCCGAGCACUGGGUCACCGUGUACGGUUUCUCGAAGGAUGAGAAGUCAAUCGUCCUCCGCGAGUUCCAACGCGACGGUGAUAUUGUCAACUUUGGCUCGUUUGACGAGAGCGGGCGAGGGGUGAACUGGCUCCACGUCAGGUUCGCGGCCAAAGAGAGCGCCCGUCGCGCGCUGCGCAGGAACGGUCAAAACAUUAGCGGAAUCAUGGUCGGCGUCAAGGAGUUGGAUGCCAAGGCGAAGAUGGACAUCGGUUCGGGCGCGUCCGGGGAGGGUCGUUUGUCGCGAAACUCCUCGGUUCGCCGCGUGGCGCCGAUUCGCGAUGGCGUCGCGCUUCAACAGCGCCAGCGAACGACGUGGGACAAGGUCUUGCAGUUCGUCUUCGGCGCGUGA
Ostreococcus tauri is the source of this 1044-nucleotide messenger RNA. RefSeq names its product RNA-recognition motif (RRM) Nup35-type domain. Bases 1 to 1044 code for a protein of 347 amino acids. Lineage: Eukaryota; Viridiplantae; Chlorophyta; Mamiellophyceae; Mamiellales; Bathycoccaceae. The transcript has a single exon. Gene Ontology annotation, cellular component: nuclear membrane; nuclear pore central transport channel; nuclear pore nuclear basket. The record is from RefSeq and is a predicted model, not a curated record. Gene Ontology annotation, biological process: regulation of DNA-templated transcription; NLS-bearing protein import into nucleus; nuclear pore organization. Gene Ontology annotation, molecular function: single-stranded DNA binding; phospholipid binding; structural constituent of nuclear pore.